Liolophura sinensis is the source of this 2588-nucleotide messenger RNA. Its product is annotated as F-box/WD repeat-containing protein 9-like. Lineage: Eukaryota; Metazoa; Mollusca; Polyplacophora; Chitonida; Chitonidae. The record is from RefSeq and is a predicted model, not a curated record. Gene Ontology annotation, molecular function: protein binding.
GUAUCUUGGUGGAUAUGUCAAGUUAUGAGGAGAGAAAUGAUGAUGACAACUUUUCUGCAGCAUCUGGAGAUGCAGUGCCUGCUGAUGAGAGCUCUUAUGCUCGAAGAUUAGAGAGAAAUGCUGCUGCUGGAUUCAACAAGGGACAUCUGUCCCAGGGAUUUCUGUCUCCAGGGGCAGAUAACUCUGAGGCUUGUCUCGAAUCUUUACCUUUGGAGCUUCUCAUGCACAUUUGUUCUUACCUGGAUGCAAUUAUAACAGACUCUUUAAGUCAUGUAAGCCAACCAUUUGAGGAUAUUCUCACUGUGGACAGUUACUGGAAAGCAAGGAUAUCAAGUCGCUGGCCAAAGAUAUACCCUGCUGUCCCAGUGGAGAGCUUUGAUUGGAAACAAGCAUGCAUAGAGAGAGAGGAAACCUACCGUAUUUGGUGUAAACCAGAGGAGCAUUUAGAACAGUUUUCAUAUGAUGUGGGUAUCUUUGCUCCAGUAGACUGUGUUCAUAUUCUCAAGGACCAGAAAAUAUUUGCAUCUGGCUCACGAGACCGCUACCUCAAUAUCGUUGAUGCAGACAAGCUGGAAUAUGGAAAUCCAGCCUCUAUGAAAGCUGCCAAUCUCCAUUCUGCUGUUGCUCACAAAGGUUGGAUAUGGUCUUUGGCUUCGCUGGAUGAUAUGCUGUGCACUGGAUCAUGGGAUACCUAUAUCAAACUCUGGGAUCUUCAAGCUGGCUGCUCCCUGGUCUCUCAGUUCAAGUGUAAUUCUGCCCUGUUAAAGCUCCACAUAGAGCCUGGACUGAUCAUGGCUGGGGGUUAUGACAAAUGCUUGUACAUGCUUGAUCCUCGGGAUGGAAAGAUCAAAAAGAGACGAUCUCAUCGACAGGCGGUCCUGUGCUUGGCAGUGGAUGACCACUUUAUUGUAACUGGUAGUGAAGAUAAAACACUGUGUAUCUUUGAUCGUCGGGCUGACACUGUAAUGAAAACCAUUCCCAUGGAAAGUUAUCCGAUGUGCCUAAGCUAUGGAGAAAACCAACUGUGGGUAGGAGACAAAACAGGCCUCAUCCAUCUGUUUGAUACGCACAGUGGUGCAUUUGAACUAGUCCAGACAUGUGACGUUGGACACAAGAAUAGAGUGACAGCGAUACAGCACACCACUGGGGCAAUGUUCACAUGCUCCACUGAUAAGACACUGAAGGUUUUAGAACCCAACCAAAACCCCGGUGUGAUUACAACCUUGCAAGGAGAGGGAGAACUGGCAGGACUUCAUUAUAAAAAUGGAAUCCUGGUCAGUGCUGGUGAUGGGAUUUCUGUAGGCGUGUGGAGACCAAAGGUCACCAAGGAAAUGCAGUCAUGUGACCAGUCAGAAACCAAUCAGGACCAAUCUCAUGACAAUGAUGACCAAUGAGAAAAUGUGCAAUCUGAGGAUGUUCCACAGAACAACAUUUCAACUUGAUGACAACUAAUUCUUAUGACAUUCAAGGAGCAAAGGCUGGUCAUCUUAAAAAAAUCUCAAAUUGAUACUAAAGCAACAUGUUAUUUUGAAAUCAUGCUAAUCUACUGUGAUAAUUUUUUUUAAAUUUCAAAAGUAUCAAAUAUAACUUAUAUCCAAAAUAACUUGUGGUGAAAUUAAAUUGUCAAUAAACAUAAUACACACAUUUGUGAAUUAUGAUUUAUGUAAUGAAAUGAGUCCUAUUGUGCCCUGUUAGUGUAACAUUCACAUGUGAUCUCAAUCUUGUAAAUUCAAAGUUAAAGUACUUUGCAAUUUCUUUAACUUUUGAUGGGUAAUGGUUUACACUAGUAAACUAAAUUUAUGAGCUGUUGGAUUCCAGACUAUUGUACAAAAAUUUAGUUGUUUUUCGAGUGAGUUCUUGACCUCUUGGCAGCCUAUAUAUUUUGACAAUAUUUAGCAGCAUUAGUAUGUCAGAUUUGGUGUUGUCAGAGAAGUUAAAUUUGUCAAAAAUAAAUUCUUGCCCAUUUUCUUCACAGUAAAUUCACUCUUUGAGAUUAUGUCAUGUAUGACAAGAAGGUAUACAUGUACAAGAAGUAUUUGUACAAGUACUAUAUAUUAUUUUCAUUGGCAAUAAGAAGGGAUUCUGUGUGUAUACAACAUUGAAAUUGAAAUGGUUUUUUACUGUCCAGAUAUGUGUUUGUUGCAGUUAUUUCCCUUGUUUGUUUUACAUCUACAGUGUCGGUGCAUUAUGUCAAGGUACGGCAUUCUUAAAAGGACAAUACUCUGUUGAAAUCUCCAACACAAAAGAAAAAAAAAACGGUUCACUUCAGUUAUUUAGAUUGUGUGUGUGAUAUAUAUUGUUAUUUACACACACAUAUAUAUAUAUAUAUGUUUUUUUCAUGUCUUUGAUUUUUUUCCAAUAAAUAUGUAGAUACCAAGGUUAUGGUGGUGGUUAUGUGGUUGUUACAUGAUGUCAAGCUGAAUAAGAUACAGAUUUGAUUUGUAUCACUCAGUUAAAAUUAUAUGCCAUUACAAAUUGGUUGAAACUGCUCAAAUUGAUCUGAAACUUUUCACGCUGUAGCCAUGUACAUUUGCCAUGUAUCAGUUCAGUAUGAUGAACGACUUUGAAUAAAACUUCAUAAAACUGUG